Messenger RNA from Microdochium trichocladiopsis, 327 nucleotides. RefSeq names its product cytochrome P450. Bases 1 to 327 code for a protein of 108 amino acids. The transcript has 2 exons. Lineage: Eukaryota; Fungi; Ascomycota; Sordariomycetes; Xylariales; Microdochiaceae. Gene Ontology annotation, molecular function: monooxygenase activity; iron ion binding; oxidoreductase activity, acting on paired donors, with incorporation or reduction of molecular oxygen. The record is from RefSeq and is a predicted model, not a curated record.
AUGUCUGCAUACGCAGUCCAUCGGGACAAGGAGAUCUGGGGCGAAAAUGCCCAUGAGUUUGACCCAGCCCGGUGGCUUGGUGGAGACGGAAAAUCUCUGGAUAAGUGGCUGGUUUCCUUCUCCAAGGGUGCCAGACAGUGCCUAGGAGUCAAUCUCGCGCACGCAGAGUUGACCAUUGCGCUGGCGCUCUUGACCAGUCGAUUCGACUUUACACUCGACGGCACUCUGACAAACAAGGACCAGGAGCUUUUGGAUGCCUUCGUUUAUGGCUUCGGCAAUUCUGGACCUCGCUUCGAAGUGUCUGUCUUGAAGCCGCGAGCUUCUUGA